CAUGGUGGAUUUUUUAUUCGUUAUGAGAUUACCACAGAUUUCAUGAUGCUUCUUUUUUAGGUUUGCUUUGGAACAAUCGUUGAUUCUUGUUAUAAGACGUCUUUUGAAUUUUUACACAUUCGUAAGGUUUUUUCAGUUGUCCCCCCUGUUUAUAAUACGACACCUGCCUUCUCUAGGAAUACUUUAAUGACGUGGCUCACUCCAGAAAUAAUUUUGACUUUUCCCCCUUCUAUUUUCUCCUGGAGAGGAAACAUGUGCGGUACAUGUGCGAUCGGUGACUCGUGCCUACCCCUCAGAUUUAUAUUCUUCCGUGUUCACCUCGUCGUCUGUCCCGCGCCAGUGUAGAGAAUGGCGACGUUCACCAAACGGAGGGUCGCCUACGUCGGCUUCUCGUCAUACUCGGCGGUCGCAGGUUUCGACGGAGUUUUCACGACGAGGAAAAAUUGGAAACCUUUGAUGGUGUCCAAUGGUGUCCGGGCCUUGGACUAUAUGGCGGAGGCUCAGGGCUCCAGAGGAGGCGGCGACCUCUACCAAGGAUGGAUAUACCGGACGCAGUAUGAGAACCGCGUGGGCGAUAUGACCAUGAGGGAGGAUGUCAUGAAAUUCGAACAGGAGAGGAUCAAAGCCCUCCAGGAAGAGAGGUUACACAUACAAAAGAAAACGUUCACAAAAUGGAUGAACUCUUUUCUCCAAAAGGCGAGGAUGGAGGUGGACGACCUGUUUACGGACCUCGCCGACGGAAAAAAGCUCCUCAAGCUGCUCGAGAUAAUUUCUGGCGAGAAGCUCGGGAAGCCGAACAACGGCAAAAUGAGAGUGCACAAGGUGGAAAACGUCAAUAAAAGUCUCGCUUUUCUACAUACGAAGGUCCGCCUUGAAAGUAUCGGAGCAGAAGAUAUUGUCGACGGGAACCGGCGACUGAUCCUUGGGCUCAUUUGGACAAUCAUCCUCAGAUUCCAGAUCCAGGAAAUAGAAAUCGAUGUGGUAAAGUAUCGAAGAUUUAGGUCUUAUUGAUUUUAAUUAAGGUAUAUUAAAUGCAUAGAUUAUAAAUUGGCGAUGAAAUUUUUCUAAAUGACAACAC
This is a messenger RNA of Cimex lectularius (bed bug), 1078 nucleotides long. Its product is annotated as alpha-actinin-1-like. Gene Ontology annotation, biological process: actin cytoskeleton organization. The transcript has 5 exons. The record is from RefSeq and is a predicted model, not a curated record. Gene Ontology annotation, cellular component: plasma membrane; cell junction; cortical actin cytoskeleton. Gene Ontology annotation, molecular function: actin filament binding. The coding region runs from base 349 to 1011 and encodes 220 amino acids. Lineage: Eukaryota; Metazoa; Arthropoda; Insecta; Hemiptera; Cimicidae.